This is a messenger RNA of Chaetura pelagica (chimney swift), 624 nucleotides long. RefSeq names its product REM2 and RAB-like small GTPase 1 (gene CPLANE2). Lineage: Eukaryota; Metazoa; Chordata; Aves; Apodiformes; Apodidae. The transcript has 4 exons. Bases 1 to 624 code for a protein of 207 amino acids. Gene Ontology annotation, molecular function: GTP binding; GTPase activity. The record is from RefSeq and is a predicted model, not a curated record.
AUGGCAGCCCCGGGGGGCCCGGCACUGGAGCCGGGCUGGCUCCUCUCCCCCGAUGGCCGCCCCUACCUGGACUCCAUCCUCCGGAAGAACCAGCGCAGAGUUUUUGCUCUGCUGGAGCACCCAGCCCUGCCCCCCAGCCUGGCUGCCCCCACCAUCACCUACAAACUCUUCGUCUCCGGCAAGAGCGGCGUGGGCAAGACCGCCCUGGUGGCCGCGCUGGUGGGGACCCCGGUGCCCCCCGUCCACCACGAGACCCUGGGUAUAGAGGUCUCCACUGUGUACUGGCCAACACAAGACCGGGCCACCAACCGCCCCAUCAUCUUCCAGCUCCAUUUCUGGGAUUGCGGCGACGGGGCCCUGAGGAAGUUUGAGUAUCUCCUGCCUUCUUGUAAGGAGGAGGCAGACGCCGUCCUCUUCCUCUUCUCCUUCACCGACCGCUCGUCCUUCGAGGAGCUGCCGGCCCAGAUGAGCCGGGUGCUGGGCCCUGAGGAGGAAAAGCUCCUUAGGGUGGUCGUUGGCACCAAGUGUCCUUCUCAGGGAGAGGGUCCUGGAGGCGGGGGGGGAGGAGGGGGUCUUCAUGCCCCUCAUAAGCAGGUUUGCACCUCCAUAUUUCACCCUACUUGA